This is a messenger RNA of Caenorhabditis remanei, 705 nucleotides long. RefSeq lists its product as uncharacterized. The transcript has 3 exons. Gene Ontology annotation, cellular component: membrane. NCBI's taxonomy places the organism in Eukaryota, Metazoa, Nematoda, Chromadorea, Rhabditida, Rhabditidae. The coding region runs from base 1 to 705 and encodes 234 amino acids. Gene Ontology annotation, biological process: sensory perception of chemical stimulus. The record is from RefSeq and is a predicted model, not a curated record.
AUGAGCACCCUAUUCUUCCUUGCCGUCGAGCGGUGUUGUGCCACAUUUUUCAUUCAAGACUACGAGAUAAACAAGCGUAGAUCAAUUUCCGUCCUUUUGAAUCUACUCCUCACGAUGUUUGGAAUUGGGUCGUGUUUUGUGUUGACUGAAAAGGAAAAUACGUUAUAUCUGAUUGUUAUACUUUUAGUGAUCAAUGGGUUUGCACUGGUGCUCCACAUUUUUUUGCAAUGGUGGAAUCGAAAGAUUUAUGGAGGACUUCAUGAUAAUAGUUAUUUAUCAUCUUAUUCUUUGACACAGAGAUUUCAAGUCGCCGAGAACAUCAAGUCGUUGCAUAUGCUUAACAAAAUUAUCUACUACAUGGGAUUCAUGAAUCUCAUCGUCGUGCUCUCCGUCCUAUUCUCCAGUUUUGACCUGAGCCCAGAACUCGAGCUCUUCAUCACCUUCUGCCUCGACACCGCAAUCUUUGUCUACAGUUUCUGCUACCCCAUCAUCAUGUACCACUCGUGUGAACGCUGGAAAUCUGAAAUCGACUCAUUUUUCAAAUUUCUGGGAUGUGCGAGGCAUAGUGCAAAGGUGCAUCCAAUUCUGAACACAUUCGGAAAGUCUAUGGAGCAUGCGAACACGAUGAGCAAUCAUUUUGAUCAUUUGAAAGUGUCCUGGGAGGCGGUGCCGAGGAAAAGUGUGAUUUCUAUAGUGUCUCAGUGA